Messenger RNA from Malania oleifera, 886 nucleotides. RefSeq lists its product as uncharacterized. The record is from RefSeq and is a predicted model, not a curated record. The transcript has 2 exons. The coding region runs from base 326 to 631 and encodes 101 amino acids. Lineage: Eukaryota; Viridiplantae; Streptophyta; Magnoliopsida; Santalales; Ximeniaceae.
UUAUUCUAUCACUUGGGUGAACAAAAAGAAAAAGUGAUCGACACCUUUUAUUUAUUCUAUUCAUUCCUUUUACAUAGAAAAGAGAACCACGAAAGCACCUUCCUAGCUACUUGUGAGCCCAGAGGAUACUUUAUUAGGCAUGACAAGGCUGACCAUUAACACUCAACAAUGUCGGCUGACCGGUCUGCUUUAGUUUCUUCAUCUCCUAUGGCUAUAAAUAAACGAACGCCCAGCGGCCUCAGUGCCCAUAGCAGCAGCAGCUGGUGUAGUACUCUUUAACAAAGAGAGAAAUUAAACACAUACAGCUCAGCAACUAUACAGAGAUAUGGCGGUUGGUCAGCAGGCAGCAGCAGAAGCAGCUAAGUCCUCUCUGAGUAUCUUCUGUGUUACCCUCCUGCUAAUUUCCACCCAGCUGCUGAUUCAAUCCCCCACAGUGCUUGCAGCUCCACCAGCUUUAGUAUCAUCCCAGCAGUCAAUAAAAGAAGAGAAGGUCGUCAUCGACAACAUUAAUAGUAGAAAGAUGCAUGGGGGGCUUAAGGACAAUAAAGGUACUCGCUCGGAUUCUGAUGGAGAUGGACGUCGACACCACACACUGGAUAGCGGACACAAGAACCGUCACAUGCACCCUUAAGUUGAAUGAUAUCAGAUGCACAAUUACACAGAGUGAAUAAUUAUUUGGCAUUUUUAUCUUUCCUAAUUUGUGAAUCACUCUUAAAGUGAUGCUAUUGUUGAAUUGCUUUAAUGUUUAACUAGCUAGCUAGUAAUUAGAAGAUAUAAAUGUCUAUGUUUGUAUGUGUGUGCUUGAUCAUAUAAUAUGUGAAGAUGUAAAAUUGAUGCACCUUUUGUACGAUGAGAUGUUUCGUGCUAAUAAAUUUAUAUUUUCAUC